AUGCCUGGCACAUUUCUGGCUGGCCGUGGAAGCCUGGGAGCUGCUGAGAAGGCCAAUCAGGUGACGCGAAAACCAGCUGUGAUGCGAAGCAACAGCACCAAUACACCUUAUCCAGCCGGACGUUUCAACUCUCCUGAUGCCUGUGCCUUUAGUUUUUACUCAGAUGGAUACGGGGGUGAGAAUAAUUCAUCCGUGACUCAAACAUCUCCCCUUGAGUUAGAUGGAUCACAGUCUAGGCAAGGUCCAUUUAACACACAUCCUCAGAAUGAUGUCUGUAGUCCGGAAUAUACACCGGGAGUCGAGCUCUCUGUGAUGCAUGAAACAACAACACCAAAUAUGAGCAACGGUUCCGCUUCGUCCUCAUCCCUCUCCACCAAUGCUACUAUGCUCUUGGCUGCCCCUGUGCUGUCUGGCCAAGGUCUACUGCCCCUUCGCAACACUGUUACAGAAGUAAGGAAUUCUGAUGCAGUUGGCCGGAACGAAGAGGAUACUGUAAAUUCAGGACAAAUUUUUGGAAGCAUAGGAGUAUACCACCGACCCAUUGUCUCCACUUGUGAUGCCAGAGUUGGUACAGAAGCAGAUGAAUGUCUGGGGUGCACAGACUCGAAAACUUCGAUGGGCCAAGCUGCUUCAGAUCUUCCCUUUAAAGACGAAACAAUACAGAGGCGCUUUGCACAAACACAAAAGGCUCUGCUUUUUUUUACUGUGAUUUCGGAGGACCAAUUGGGACUAUAA
Molecule: messenger RNA, 735 nt
Organism: Protopolystoma xenopodis
Lineage: Eukaryota; Metazoa; Platyhelminthes; Monogenea; Polystomatidea; Polystomatidae
Source: the annotation of a GenBank genome assembly